Molecule: messenger RNA, 1003 nt
Organism: Cuscuta europaea
Lineage: Eukaryota; Viridiplantae; Streptophyta; Magnoliopsida; Solanales; Convolvulaceae
Source: the annotation of a GenBank genome assembly
AAGCUAUUAGUUAAUGUUCUAGGAGAAAUCUCAGGGGUAAAAGUGUGUCAUUGUAAGUUUACCGUUGGAUACUUAGAUCUGCAACUCCAGACGGACAUGGCAGGCGAGCCGACUAGGAUCAUGAUCGGACUGAACGAGUCGACGAUUAAGGGCUACCCACAUCCUUCCAUCAGCAGCAAGGGAGCCUUCGAAUGGACUCUCAACAAAAUUGUCCGUUCUAACACCUCUUAUUUCAAGCUUCUCCUUCUCCAUGUCCAAGUUCCUGAUGAAGAUGGUUUUAAUGAUAUGGAUAGCCUCUUCGCGUCACCUCAGGAUUUCAAGAACAUGAGGCACCGGGACAAAAUAAGAGGACUCCAUCUGCUGGAAUACUUUGUGAACCGAUGUCAUGAGCUUGAGGUAUCUUGUGAAGCAUGGAUCAAGAAAGGAGAUCCCACAGAAGUCAUUUGCCAUGAGGUUCAACGUGUGCAGCCAGAUCUUCUUGUAGUUGGUAGCCGUGGUCUUGGGCCCUUUCAAAGGGUGUUUGUAGGAACUGUUAGUGAAUUUUGUGUUAAGCAUGCUCAAUGUCCUGUUGUAACAAUCAAGCGCAGUGCAGCUGAGACCCCUCAGGACCCUGUUGAUGACUAAAAUGUUUGUGGUACUAUUAUCUGCAUAGAGACUGCAUCUGUAUAUAGAUCUAUGACUUUCUUAGAGUUCUGUUUGAUUGCGCAAGAACAAGUAAGAGGCAUAUGUUUCUGUGGCACAUUGGGCAUUAAUUGGAUUUGAAUCUAGUGUGUGUGCCGCUGUGCCCUUCAUUUUUUUAUAUGUAUUGCUUUCCCAGUCAAAAUAAGUUUAGUACUCAAGUUCCAAUUUGUUCUUCCUUGCUGUUGUACUGUUUUUUGUGCAAUGAAGGGACUGCUUCUUUGGACUGAAACUUUCAGGCCUAGAUUAAGUUAAAUCUUAUUCGAACUGAUCUGGAAUGUUUAAACUUGUUCUGGUAUGGUAAGAUCUAGCAUUAUAUGUAUUA